Messenger RNA from Schistocerca gregaria, 462 nucleotides. Its product is annotated as receptor expression-enhancing protein 3-B-like. The transcript is spliced from 2 exons. Lineage: Eukaryota; Metazoa; Arthropoda; Insecta; Orthoptera; Acrididae. Bases 1 to 462 code for a protein of 153 amino acids. The record is from RefSeq and is a predicted model, not a curated record.
AUGGCAAAGGCAAAGAAGAAGGGCGACCAGUUGCAGAAAUACUACGCGGACUUUUUUUUGGGUUGGAUCCCAUUUUUUUCGCUCAUUAAGCUUUUUUGCCUCGUCUGGCUCGCCACGUACGAAACGCGCGGCGCGUCUCGUGCAUACAACUCGCUGGUGAUCCCGUUCUUCGAUGCUAGGGAGGAAGAGAUAGACUUCUGGCUUCAAAACGCGGGUCGGUCGUUCUACAUCUUGGCCCGCGAAUGCAGAAAAGUGUUGGUGGUUCAGCUCCGAGCCGGCCUGGUGAAAUUUUUGGAGCUGUCGACGGAUGACGGCUCGAACACCGCGCAGACUGAAAAUGAUGCGUUCAUCAUAGAAGCGCCAAGCGCAGAGGUAUCCGAAGAAGAGGGAACGGAGGUGGACCUGAGCUCACAAGACAUAAUGUACAAAAGGAGAAAGAAAAACGCCGAAGGUCGAAGGUAA